Laccaria bicolor S238N-H82 is the source of this 1009-nucleotide messenger RNA. RefSeq lists its product as uncharacterized. The record is from RefSeq and is a predicted model, not a curated record. Bases 21 to 842 code for a protein of 273 amino acids. Lineage: Eukaryota; Fungi; Basidiomycota; Agaricomycetes; Agaricales; Hydnangiaceae. The transcript is spliced from 2 exons. Gene Ontology annotation, molecular function: protein binding.
GGCCCUGGAAAGCUUCCUUGAUGCAAGCUUGGUACAAAGAUGGGUUGCUUCCUCCCGAACUCCCCGUUAGACGGGAGGAAGACGAAGAGUAUACCCCUUUGAAAGACCUCAGGUUACAAAGCGUCGACCCGACACAACCCUUCCAAUCCCCCAUUCCUGUCCUUUCCACUUCGCUGGCUCCAUCUGCCAUUGAAAUCGAAAAGCCUCUUCUUUCUCCGAUAUCCCUACUAUCUCAGCCACGUCACUUCGGCCCACCUGCUUUAUUUUUCUCUUCAAGAGGAGGUCACAGCACUGCCAUCGUUGACGCGAGAGGGAGAUCUGUACUCAAAGGCAGGUUUAUGUGGAGCAGUGACGAGGAUUCUAAGCUGGCAUUUGCAGGCAAGAUGGGAGACAUCAAGCGCCUCGAAGCUUUUGAUGUAAAGGAUCGAUCUGUGCUUGUUGCCAUGAGGCAAGGAGGGUUGGAGGUAGUGGAUCUCUGUGAUGCCUUGUUAAAACCAGCCGAUGAGUCAAGGACGCUAUUGCCGCAGUUCAACCCACCCUCGAGCAACAUUAAUAGGCGAGCACCCUUCGUUUGGAAGAUUGGAACCCCUAUAAUCUCUUCAUCGACCUCCAUGAGUGCGCUCACCCACAAAGCAAAAGGAGGGCUUAGCCACCUUACCAGCAAGAAACCGAGCAUUGGAUCGGGAAAAUCGCCUGCCAACAAGGAUUUCAUGCUGAGCGAUGCUGAUUUGGAUCCUCAAGAUGAGGUCCUGUUCUUGGGACGCAAGGACGAUGAGAUUUACUUUUGUGAAAGAAAUGCGGGAUCAUUUCGGAUACUACGGUUGUCUCCUCACCAGUUAUGACUCACCUGGACAUUUAUCCUAUUCAUGUUUCGUGGAUUUAUUACGAAAAAUCUGUACGAUCGGCAAACAUACCAGACUGUGUUACAUAAAUUGCAAAAUGGACUCUAGGAACAUCGUUCUUUACACAUACGCCACCAUUUCAAAACAAGGAAACUGCUUGUACCAUC